Molecule: messenger RNA, 1222 nt
Organism: Klebsormidium nitens
Lineage: Eukaryota; Viridiplantae; Streptophyta; Klebsormidiophyceae; Klebsormidiales; Klebsormidiaceae
Source: the annotation of a GenBank genome assembly
CGGGCAAGGGGGGGAGGCUUGGGGCCCGCGCCAGCGCGGCCCGUCAGGAAGGGGGGGGGACUUAGGUCCUCUGGCUGAAAGGGCUCCAUAGUUAAUACGGGGGGUACAGCUUCAAAGUGUCCCUUCCCUAACUUCACGAUUCGGAUCAGGUCUUCACGAUUCGGAUCAGGUCUUCUUCUUUUUGUUGUUGCGCUGUGGCGCUGUGGCAGCUGGCGGCGAACUCUUGAGCUUGAGGGUGUCAAGAAGUUUGACUCGAAGGCUGACAUUGUCUGGAAAGGGGCUCCAGACCAUUGCUCCCUGGCAAACUUGGUUAUUGACAUUUAAGGCCAAUCGACGCCUGUUCAUCAGGAUUUCCCAACAAAAACACAGGCUUUUCCAAGCUCAGCAAGUCUUGCUCAUCCCAAUUCCGCUUGCCAGCAUUGGCAAUCCCUUGAUGCAUUGGUUGGCAGCACUGCAAAGAUUGGCAAACUUUGAUCAGGGACAUUGAUGGUGUCGCCCAUCUCUUGCACCACCCGUUGAGCAUGGCUUCCGUACUCCGGUCGGGGCAGAUUAUCACUCUAGACGAGGUUGUCAAUGUUGCGACAGGGUCAACAAUCCGUCUGAUGGGGAGGCUGCACAAUAUAGACUUCGCGUCCAAUGCGGCUGAACUGGCCAACGGCGGCCAGCAAUUGCUCCUUGACCUAUCCACAAUCUCUCACGAGGUAUUGAAGGAAGGGUCCCUAUACCAAGUCAUCGGAGAACUUCAUCGUGCUGACCACCGAACUGAGUCUAAUGCACAAGCGGUUUUUCUGGCAGCAAGAGUUGUCAGGAACGUUGAUGGAUUGGACCAAGCUCUCUAUGACCAAGCUUUGAAGCUCCGGAGAACUUUCAUGGAAUCUAUGCCCGUAGGUUGAUGUUGUACUAUAAUAACUUGAGCUUGAUUGACUGGAGGCCAGCACCCUCUGGCAACUAUAUGCUGCUGUACGCUUGUACAAGUUCCCAUGUUUUUGAAAUGUUGAUACUAUAUGAUAAGCUAAUACUUGCUACGGGCUGCUCAAAGCUUGUACAGCAAAGAAGCAUGAAUUUAAAGCCCCUGAAUGUUGCCAGAAACGCCAGGUAGACACACGGCAACAACAGACACACAGCAAAAACCAUAGUUUGCUCCGGGCAGAGCUGAACAACAUUAAACUGCAGCCCGGCCGCGCCAAUCAGUCAUUGAUGAUUCUCGAAUCCAUAUCCCGGC